CCCGAGGAUGGAAACAUGCCCAAAAUGUUGUUCUCAAAAAUCAGGUUUUACGACAUUAAGGAUCUGAUCAGUGGAGCCAAGAGGCCGAAACGGUUGGACUUCAUCCUGAGCAGAAGAGCGCACAAAGAUGAGGCGGUGCGGUGCGUUAUGGUGCGCAAAAUGAACCAUGAAACGCGCUGGAAAAGUCACAGGUCAGUGCUCGCGUGUGAUCCUCGCGAUAAUCCUGAUAAUAAUCGUGCAGAUGUCGAUAACGGCGGCGGGGUUUUUUGGUGUGAGGCAACUCUGGACAAGACAAAACGGUAUUUGAAGCCUGACUGUACCCUCCAACCGUCUUUGGAGCAACUUCUGCAAGACAAAGAGUACCAGCGCUCGUUCCGCUCGUUCCUUCAGUCGGAGUACAGCGAGGAGAACCUGGACUUCUGGUUGGCCUGUGAGGACUUCAGGACCAUCAGCUCAGAGGAGGAGCUGCAGAGGAGAGCUCAGCAGAUCUACCAAGAGUUCCUCCUGACCACGGCCAAGAGAGAGGUGAACGUGGACCACUGGAUCAGGGAGAAGAUCCUGGUUUCUCUGGACAAACCCAGCUCGUCGUGUUUCCGAGAGGCUCAGAAACACGUGUACGCUCUGAUGGAGAAGGACUCCUGGCCUCGCUACACCCACAGCCAGAAGUGCCAAAGCCUGGGCCCCAAGGUCACGCACGCUCUGGUACAUCUAGACUUGGCGUAGACCUGGGUUAGACCUGAUUGAGUCCUGGUUUAGACCUGGAUUUGACUUGGUUUGGAUUGGCAGAAAGACAAGUACAGCCUGGUACAUUAAGUUGGGGGGGAAAAGGAGGAGCCAUAAAUUUUGAUGGAACUUUGUUUAGACUUGGGUUAGACCAAGAUUAGACCUGGUUUAGUCCUGGUUUAGACCUGAAUGAGUCCAGGUGUAGACCUUGUUUGAGUUUGCCGCACACCUGCUGUUAGGUUUAGGACAAAAUUCACACAAAUUGAGGUUCAUCAUGUCACAUUAGCGCCGUUUUAGUCCAGUUUAGACUUGAGUUAGACUGGUUCUAGCUCAGUCUUAUCAUAGUCCUGGUUUAGAUCCUUUCUACUCUUAAAUCUUUCAUUAUUGUCCUAAAAUGUGUCUGAAAACCGCUCAUUGCAUUAAGAUGGUUUGGAAAAAGUCGAGGAUUGUCAUAUCGCACGUGAACAAAAAUGACUGAAAACUGUGUUGGUUCAGAAUUUACAAAAGUGUCGAUGUAAGUUUGACUGAAAGCUUUAAGUGUUACAAAUGUUUACUGUUCGAAAUAAAGAUGAGUUUUCUUAUUUGUCAA
Molecule: messenger RNA, 1312 nt
Organism: Boleophthalmus pectinirostris (great blue-spotted mudskipper)
Lineage: Eukaryota; Metazoa; Chordata; Actinopteri; Gobiiformes; Gobiidae
Product: regulator of G-protein signaling 5-like
Exons: 5
Coding region: 16-723 (235 amino acids)
Source: RefSeq, a predicted model, not a curated record